CGGAGCCCUAAGUGACCGCUUAUUGCGAAAAACAAAGGCAGUGAACAACGGAACAGAACGUCAUUUUCGGAUUGCUCCUCAUUUUAUGAAGAAUCUGACAAAAGAGUAUCCUUUUUUGAUUAAACCAAUUUAUUAUUCGCUAUUCAUAUAAAACUUUUUACAAUCCAUUGUCAUUGUAUGAUUGAGGAUUUCUAGACGCUCACCCAAAUCCCGCAAUAGAAAGUGGCCUCAGCGGAGUGUGGAAUCUACAGGUCUCUUUUGGGUUUUAUUCAUGGUGAAGCUGCGAGGAAUAUCGAAUGAAUGAGUGAGAGCGUGUCCAAGACAGCUAUACCAGAGAAUACCGAAUAUGAGAACUCGAACCAGGGUUAUAUUGCAUUCUCUAUUACUUUUGGUUUUAGUAGUGCAGGUGAGCAGGCCAGUAUGUGUGGAUGUGCCCUCAGAAACAGAGGCGGUUGUUGGGAACCCCAUGAAACUGACCUGCAUCUCAUGUAUGAAGAGAGAGGAGGUCAACGCGGAGACACGUGUGGACUGGUACUACAUCCCACCUGACAAAGAAUCCAUCCCUAUCUACCUGUUUGAUGGACAACCCAGGGAGCUAGAGGGACCUUGGAGGGGUCGCCUGAUGUGGAAUGGAAGUAAAGACCUGCAAGAACUCUCCAUCAGUAUCAUCAACGUCACAAUGAACGACACGGGCACCUACAAGUGUGUGGUCUUCCGACAGUUUGAGUUUGACUGCUACUCUCCCUCGGUUACCAACAGUCUGGUAAUCAACCUGGUGGUCAGAGAGGAAGCCAGUGACGACACCACUGCCCUGUACUCAGAGAUCAUGAUGUAUGUCCUGCUGGUCUUCCUCACCUGCUGGCUCCUGGUGGAGAUGGUAUACUGCUACAGGAAGAUCUCCAAGUCAGACGAGCAGGCCCAGGACACCGCGACAAACUACCUAGCCAUUCCCUCAGAAAAUAAAGAGAACCUGGGUGUUCCAGUUACAGAAUAAAAGUGAUUGUCUCACACCAAUACGGUACUGACCAAUGGUGUAUCAAGCAGUUCAUAGUCACCUGACGAAUACAGACUGAACUCUUUGAAGGGAACAUUCAGUGAAGAUGUCGCAACGCCUCUCAGCAACCAGGAAACCUGCCAAGUGGAGUCCCCUUUGUCUUGGUCUUGUGGUGUGAGCUAGCCAAAUACUUGAAUGCUCAAGUAUACUCUCCCUUCUUAUUUCACUCUGACCCACUAUAUGCCAGACAGCAGUGAUUUGAUGAUUAAUAAGUUGUUUAUGACAUUUGAAUGUCACCCACAGAAACAAAAUUGUACCUACUGUUGCGGAGGACCAACCAAUUGCUUCAAAGCAAAUUACUUAUACUUUUAAAUGUGUGAAAUGUUGUUGAAAUGGUACACUGCACAUCAUUGGGUGCACAUAAAAGCUUCUGGUACAUUCA
Messenger RNA from Salmo salar (Atlantic salmon), 1436 nucleotides. RefSeq names its product sodium channel subunit beta-3-like. Gene Ontology annotation, cellular component: voltage-gated sodium channel complex. The record is from RefSeq and is a predicted model, not a curated record. NCBI's taxonomy places the organism in Eukaryota, Metazoa, Chordata, Actinopteri, Salmoniformes, Salmonidae. Gene Ontology annotation, biological process: regulation of heart rate by cardiac conduction; ventricular cardiac muscle cell action potential; regulation of sodium ion transmembrane transporter activity. Gene Ontology annotation, molecular function: transmembrane transporter binding; sodium channel inhibitor activity.